AUGGCACACACUGCGUCCGCUGCCUGCAUUCUGUGUAUCGGCUUCUCCAUGGUCUCCUGUGUGCCCACCACCAGCAGCGAAGUUAAUCUAUUGGAUACGUCCACAAUCCUGGGAGAGUGGGGCUGGCUGACGUACCCGCCGCAUGGGUGGGAUUCAAUCAAUGAGAUGGACGAGUUCUUCAGCCCCAUACACACCUACCAAGUGUGCAACGUGAUGACCCCCAACCAGAACAACUGGCUGCGAACGAAUUGGGUACAAAGGGACGGCGCUCGGCGAGUGUAUGCUGAGAUCAAGUUCACCCUGCGAGAUUGUAACAGCAUGCCGGGGGUGCUGGGGACGUGUAAGGAGACCUUCAACCUCUACUACAUGGAGAGUGACCGAGAUCUGGGCACCAGCACACGGGAGAGCCAAUUCAUGAAGAUUGACACCAUCGCUGCAGACGAGAGUUUCACCAGCGUGGAUCUGGGCGUUCGUAGGCUGAAGCUGAAUACGGAAGUGCGUGACGUCGGCCCGCUGAGCAGACGGGGAUUUUAUUUGGCGUUUCAGGACAUUGGGGCGUGUAUUGCCAUAGUGUCUGUGCGGGUCUACUUCAAGAAGUGUCCAUCUAUGGUCAGGAACCUGGCCGCCUUCUCCGAGGCCGUGACCGGGGCCGAUUCUUCUUCCCUGGUGGAGGUGCGUGGAGAGUGUGUGGGCCAUUCCGAAGAGAGAGACACCCCGAAGAUGUACUGCAGUGCUGAGGGCGAGUGGCUCGUUCCCAUCGGGAAGUGUGUGUGUAGUGCAGGAUUCGAGGAACGCAGCGAUUCCUGUGUAGCCUGUGACCUGGGAUACUACAAGGCCUCCCCGGGGGACCAACUGUGCUCCAAGUGUCCGCCCUUCAGUCACUCCGACACCUUGGCUUCCCAGAUCUGUGACUGUGACCCCAACUAUUACCGGGCAAUGAGUGACUCUCCCACCUCCGCCUGUACACGUCCUCCCUCUGCUCCAUUCAAUUUAAUCUCGAGUGUAAAUGGCACAACAGUAACCCUGGAGUGGAACCCACCACGGGACACAGGUGGGCGCAGGGAUGUUACCUACAACGUUAUUUGCCGUCGCUGUGCUUGGGAUGCCGGACAGUGUGAGCCCUGCGGGGGAGGUGUCCGCUAUACUCCUCAACAGAUGAGUCUAGCAAAGACCUCCCUAAUUGUAGCCAAUCUCCAGGCCCACAUGAACUAUACCUUCUGGGUGGAGGCCGUCAAUGGCGUCUCUGACUUCAGCUUGGAGCAACGGAUGUUCUCCACCGUGAAUAUAACUACCAAUCAGGCAGCCCCUUCUCAGGUAGUCGCCAUUCGUAAAGAGAAGACUUCACAGAACAGCAUUACGCUCGUAUGGCAGGAACCCGACCAGCCCAACGGAAUUAUUCUGGAAUAUGAGAUCAAAUACUUUGAAAAGGACAAGGAGAUGCAGAGUUAUUCCACCCUGAAGGCCAAGGAAACCAAGGCUGUAGUGACCAGCCUCAAACCAUCCACCUGCUAUGUCUUCCAGGUCAGGGCCCGAACCUCAGCUGGCUGUGGCAAGUUCAGCCAAACUGUAGAGAUUGAGACGAGUAAAGCAACGGCCCUGAGAUACGACACCAUGACCAUCGUGUGGAUCUGUCUGACGCUAAUCACGGGUCUGGUCAUUCUCCUGACUUUUUUAAUCUGCAAAAAGCGGCAUUGUGGGUACAGCAAGGCCUUCCAGGACUCUGAUGAGGAGAAGAUGCAUUAUCAGAAUGGACAAUUAACCUUUACAGAGCCCAAACUCUAUGUGGACCCCCACACAUAUGAGGACCCCUGCCAGGCCGUCCAUGAAUUCGCCCGGGAGAUUGAGGCAUCCAGAAUUAAGAUUGAGAAAAAAUAAUUGGUUCUGGGGAGUUUGGAGAGGUCUGUUAUGGUCGUCUGAAACUCCCAGGAAAGCGGGAAAUCUCGGUGGCCAUCAAGACAUUAAAAGUUGGUUACAGUGAGAAGCAGCGAAGAGACUUCUUGAGCGAAGCUAGCAUCAUGGCCCAGUUUGAUCACCCCAAUGUCAUUCAUCUUGAAGGUGUAGUGACCCGAAGUAAGUUAACAAUGAUUGUGACGGAGUACAUGGAGAAUGGCUCUCUGGAUUCAUUUCUCAGGAGCCGGGAUGGUCAGUUCACCAUAAUUCAGCUGGUUGGCGUGUUGCGGGGAAUCUCUUCAGGCAUGAAAUAUCUCUCUGAUUUGGGAUUUGUCCAUCGGGAUCUGGCCGCUCGGAACAUUCUGGUCAACAGCAACCUGGUAUGUAAAGUUUCUGACUUCGGCCUGUCCCGGAUUCUGGAGGAUGACCCUGAAGCUGCCUACACCACCACAGGCGGUAAAAUUCCCAUCCGCUGGACGGCACCAGAAGCCAUCACCUACCGGAAAUUCUCCUCUGCCAGCGACGUGUGGAGCUACGGAAUCGUCAUGUGGGAGGUCCUGGCGUAUGGCGAGAGACCGUACUGGAACAUGACCAACCGAGAUGUAAUAAAUUCGGUAGAGGAAGGUUACCGUCUUCCGGCUCCCAUGGGAUGUCCAACGGCGUUACACCAACUCAUGCUGGACUGCUGGCAGAGGGACCGCAAUGAGCGCCCCCGAUUCUCCCUGAUUGUCAGCAUUCUGGACAAACUCAUCCGCAACCCGGAACACCUGAAACUGAGCGCAACCGUCAACCGUCUGCUGUCUCCUAGAUUCACCCACCCGCGGCUGGACCGGGGACUCUUCGAUUUUGCCAGUUGUGCCACAGUGGGUGACUGGCUGGACUCCAUCAAGAUGAGCCAGUACAAGCAGAACUUCGUGAUGGGCGGCUACCGCACCCUGGGGAUGGUCAUGCGGAUGAAUAUAGAGGACAUUCGGAGACUUGGCAUCACUCUGAUAGGACACCAGAAGAAGAUCCUUACCAGUAUCCAGAUCAUGAGGGCUCAGCUCAUCAACACAUUAGGACCCAGAAUGCACUUGUGA
Molecule: messenger RNA, 2969 nt
Organism: Staurois parvus
Lineage: Eukaryota; Metazoa; Chordata; Amphibia; Anura; Ranidae
Source: the annotation of a GenBank genome assembly